Vitis riparia (riverbank grape) is the source of this 549-nucleotide messenger RNA. RefSeq lists its product as uncharacterized. The record is from RefSeq and is a predicted model, not a curated record. Lineage: Eukaryota; Viridiplantae; Streptophyta; Magnoliopsida; Vitales; Vitaceae. The transcript has 2 exons. The coding region runs from base 1 to 549 and encodes 182 amino acids.
AUGAUCCACGAGCUAUCCAACUUCAGGUCGCCAGAGCCCCUAAAAACGGACCCAGCGAAGAGAGACCGCAACAAAAAAUGUGUUUAUCACAAAGAGCAUGGACAUACUACGGAGCAAUGUAGAAGCCUCCACUACUUUGUGGAGAAACUUAUAAAAGCUGGACACUUGAAACAGUACGUCCGCUCAGAAGGCCAAAGUGGGGAGACAUCCCAGGGUCCAUCCACUGCUACAACUUCCAUUCAUCCUAGAGUCAUGAUCAAUUAUAUCCACGGUGGACCCAUCGAUGAGGAAUACAACUCCAAACGAAAAAGACAAAGGUUGCUUCGAGUUGCCUUUGUACGAGAGCAAGUUAGCUUCGUCCAACCUGGAUUGACCAGUUGGAGCACACGCCUAAUAGAUGGGAUGGUGAGUUAUCUCACCGAAGACGGACAAAUUAAUCUCUAUGGUAGCCAGCUACCAGCUCAACAGUGUUACGAAGUGGCAGGGGAAGCUGGAUCUAGUAGUGAUCACGAGUCUCCUCUCAAAUGUGCAAGUGUGGCCGAUCAAUAG